AUGUCUCAAGCCGCGCCAAAGCGUCGAGGCCGCCCCGCGAGGAAAGUCCCACAAACGGAAGAAGAACGGCUCGCCUCGCAACGCGCGCGAUCGCAAAGGUACUACCGACGACAGCACGAGCAGUCCGUUGACUCCCACCGCGUUGCCGUUGGAUCGCAGAAUGCGGAGUUUGUGUAUCACUACCAACCCCAUCCGCCUGCCUUACCAUCGACUACGAACCCCGUUGUCGGCCUCCACUUGGAGCCGCAUCUUCACAUACCAACACCUUUAGAGCAAGAUGUAGUAGCCGAGCCCACUUGUACCGACGCGCCGGGUGAGGCGGACACGGACCCAACAGCGGCACCAACGUCGUGGAAUCCACCGGUCUGGAACCAUCACGAAAAUUCACGGGUCGCACGGUCGAGUUUAGAUGAUAAUACAUCCGAAGAUGACUACAAUCCAUUAUUCGAGGACUCUCAGAUACAACUCGAGCUUGUCUCACAAGGACAAGACAAUACAGGAGAUGGCUACGAUGCGGUCAUUGAUAGGGGCGAAGCCGAUUCUCCGCAGCUCGAGGCUCGAGAUGAAGAACUGCAGGAUCUAGUUGAUAAGGUCCAGCAGUUGCUCAUCACGACGUCGUUAGACAGAGAGGCAACAAGGAGGGAUAGUGGUAAUGGCCUGGCAGAAAAUACCAUCGAAUCACCAGUAACUUCCGGCUCAGCGUUUUUGCAAGACGAUGCGAGAUCUUCGACUCCACAAUCUCAAGGCUCUGCUCGGUUAUCACGUAGAUCUGAUGAAGCCCAGGGACGAAGCCAUGCGACAUCAUCAUCUGCAACGCCGUCAUCACAGUUACGAAAGGCAAGCUUGUUGGAUAAUUGGGUGCGGCGGCCUUGUACUCGCUCACCAGACGGCUCUUCCAGUGGAGUAAGCUCACAAGCGUACGACUGCGACGGAUUCCUUCUACCAUCGGCCACGGGUGUGCAAAGGUUCAGGCGGGAACACUCGGGCUUUGUCGAUCGCUCUAGUGCUGUAUCGCCAUCAUCCUCAACGCCCAGAGGAUUUGGAGUAGAAUGGAUCUAUCACGGGCUCUACUCGUGGAACCUCCGUCGUCGGCUGGAACGGGAAGACUACCUUACCACUGAUGACGUUCUCUGCGGCAUGCGGCUGGCUAUUGAGCUGAGCGGCUGUCAGGACGUCACGACGCUCGCACGCACCAUCCAUCUUGGUGAGCCUCAGAACAACUCUAUCCAGCUGAGCCAGGCUGAGAUCGAAGAUAUAAGACGGCAUGACGCCACAAUACUGUCGAUCUUUCGUCCAGGUAUCGAGAAUGGGGUCGGUCACUGGUCACUUGCCAUCUAUCAGCCAGCACGGCCGCAUUUCUUCUUCUGCGAUUCACUUGGAAGUCGUGAUGACUGCUACCAUUCUGCGCUUCGAGACAUCCACGGCUCGGUACUUCCAGACUCUGCGCCCGCAUCCAUUUGCGAUGUGCCAAUCACUCGACAAGUAAAUGGCUGGACAUGCGGUAUCAUAGUCGUGGAAUGUGUCCGACGAUUUCUGGCCGCACGAGAGCAGUAUUAUAGCGAGGAUUUAAUGAUAGAAGACCAGCCCGGGAUACUCGACUGGACACAGCAGGAGCCGUAUUUGUCUGAGAUACAAGACCCAGACUUGCGAGAGAUUGGUGCUAUAUCGUACUGGAUCGAGGUGAUAUCGCAAUAUUUAGGCGCAACAUCAAAUCACAGUGCCACCUCCGUCGGCAGCAGAAGGAGUAGUAGUAAUGAUGCAGAUACCAUCCCAGAGCCGGCUGACCCUGCGCUGCUCCUCUUCCAAGAGUGGAGCAGACCGGUAGGAUGUACGUCCCGGCAACAUGAAGAGGACCACUCCUCCCAGCUGGCGGAUGCAACCACAAAGCGAGGCGUCUCCCCAAACUGUUCUUCUCUGUUGGAUAUUGCAAAGAGGUUAGAGGGUGUGACUGGGGAGGAUGGCACAAAUGAUAAUGGGCCAUUACCUUACGUCCUAGACCCGGCAAAGGAUCUCAUGAGGCCCGGCAUGCGGGAGUCCUCAUCGGACGCUGGCCCAACACGCUAUAGCGGACCCUGCAAAGCCGCCAUGGAAGGCUUGGUAGAGGGUGAACAAGAUCCGCCCUAUCUCUGCAUGCAUUCCAACCACUGCGCUCGACGACUAGAGGAUGACUGUAUAUCAUCGUCCUACGACAUUGAUAGCCUUUGCAGCUUUCCCACCUCCCUUGGCGUGGCCCGGAUGGGGAUUCAAUGGUACACUCAGUCACAUGUCACGCUCAACCUGGUUGACAAUGUCCAUCUGAGCAUGGAGAUCCCGGGCACGCGUGAGCAAGAUGGUACAGUGACGAUCCAGCCUCUCCACAAUGUCCCCAACUACUGCCUCGGACGUGUCAUUGGCCUUGCGGAUACUUUCAUCUGGGCCUUCUUCCCUGCACUCUUCUCGGGCAAGCUCUCCGAUCCGUAUAGCCAAACCUGUAUUCCCAGGAAGAACUUUGUGCACUGGUAUGAGGAAGUGAUGCUGCCCGCCAUACAAGCUGUUAUCGAUGACAACAACAUACUUCAGUACAUCCCAAAGACACAUGCCAUCGCGUCUUCGGACUGCAGUGCGCCCCGGGAAGCGUUAGCAGCUCUGGAGGUGGCGGAGGGAGAGGAGGCCGAUAUGGAAGAAGAACUGGGUGGAUUUAACGGAGCGAAAAGACGAGACGGUGCAGCCGCACUGCCGGGGUCACGACGCAAGCACUUCUACGUCACGCUUCAGCCCCGCUACCUCGCAGCUUUAUGGGAGGAGAUAUAUUCCAGAGCUUCUCCCUGGCCGGAAUAUGCAGGACUGCGACUCUACAUGGCUGCUAAGAACACUAAAUUGACGUGGAUGCGGCCCACGUUCGAGUCGGCACUUGCGGAGUGGCAACACCACUGGAAAUCUGCGGUUGACGAGUCGUACAUUGAUCCGGAAGUCACCUACAUUGACAUUGGCCGACAGAUGACGCCGGCCGAUACAGGACCACAUGGACGCGUGCUUCUUUGGCGCCGUUGCUGCAUGGACAGGCUCUGGCGUCGUCGGCUACAGUGGAGCCGGAUCCAAAAUCGGCUGUAUCACCGUGAGGAAGACGCUUGCAAGGACGACUCAGGCAAACGCCAGGCUCCACCAAUUCGCAGGACGACCUAUCCAUUUGUCACUCUCCGCGAUGCGAGAGAUAUGACCAUCACUCCUAGCUCAUCAAGCUGGGAACUUCGAAAUGGUCUUGUGUAUAGCCAGUUCUACAACCUCAUCAAAGUUCCCUUUGACGCAGCUAAGCAGUACCCAUUCCAGAACCGCCAUACCGAGAGCAUGGCGCUAGAUCCAUCGUACCUCAGAGACCAACGUAACUCCACACGAGGGGCACAUGCGCACCAGUCCCGAGUACAAUGUGCCUACCGUCUGAGCAAGCUCCGUAUUCAUCGCAACGUUCCCGCUAUCGACCAGGAUGAUGAUGAUGAUGAGAUGCAACAUGAGGGAUCAGCACAUCAUCCUUUCACAUAUGGUAUACGUGCAGAGGAUAGGGAUAUCACUGGCCCUUCUACGGCGCAUCACUGA
This is a messenger RNA of Fusarium proliferatum ET1, 3570 nucleotides long. RefSeq lists its product as uncharacterized. The transcript is spliced from 2 exons. The coding region runs from base 1 to 3570 and encodes 1189 amino acids. The record is from RefSeq and is a predicted model, not a curated record. Lineage: Eukaryota; Fungi; Ascomycota; Sordariomycetes; Hypocreales; Nectriaceae.